Molecule: messenger RNA, 2555 nt
Organism: Anoplopoma fimbria (sablefish)
Lineage: Eukaryota; Metazoa; Chordata; Actinopteri; Perciformes; Anoplopomatidae
Product: zinc finger protein 236
Exons: 4
Coding region: 58-2463 (801 amino acids)
Biological process (GO): regulation of transcription by RNA polymerase II
Cellular component (GO): nucleus
Molecular function (GO): DNA-binding transcription factor activity, RNA polymerase II-specific; RNA polymerase II cis-regulatory region sequence-specific DNA binding
Source: RefSeq, a predicted model, not a curated record
GUCUUCAGGCUUUGCUGCCACUUUGUUUGUUGUUGUUUUUUUUUGUUUGUUUAAACUAUGCUGAGCAGUGUCUCUCUGCGGGCUCAGAUAGCCUCCGUGAUCGAUGCAUUGUCCAAAGCAGCAGUGGCAGAAAUCUCCAAAGUUGUGGAGGAUGGCAUGGUGGUGCUGCGGCUGGACAUGUGUCAACGCGAGAACGAGAUCCAGAAGCUGAAGAGCAACAUCGAGGUCCUGCACAGCGAGCUGAGAUCUCUGCAGGAGAGAGUGACCCUGCAACCCGACCACCAUGACAAUCAGAGGGUCGUCGAUGAUGAGAGGACCUCGCUUGAAAAGGGGCCGGCUGACAAGAACCAUAACCAUACAGACCACAACAGCCUGUCCGUACCUGAGGUUCAGGUGAAACGUGAACCUGUGGAAGCAGGAAGUGAAGAGAACAGAGGACAACCUGACCGGCUGGGAGAAGAACCGGCCUCGUAUGAAAGGAACAGUGCACAAUGGAGGCCAACGAUGCAAACUCACACAACACGCAACAACUCAGAUUGUUUAAAUUUAGGGCAGAACUCCUUGUCGUGUCUCCCUGAAGCUUCUCUGGACUCCAGACCGGUCGCGUCCUGCAGCAGCUCCGGUGGGUUUCAGCAGAGCCCGUUCAGCCGCGGGCUGCUGGGUUACAGCCAGUACCGCAACUCGUACAACACAGUGCGGAGGAGGACGGCGGCGAAGAGGUUGAUGUUCAAGAAGGGCUUCAUCUGCCCGUACUGCGGUAAAUGGUUUGAGCGCUCCGGGCACCUGGAGAGGCAUAAAAGGAUUCAUACGGGUGAGAAACCGUAUCGCUGCGAGACAUGCGGGAGACUGUUCAAUCAGAAAUGCAGCCUGAAGGAGCACAUGAAGAUUCAUGGAAGAUGUAUUCAGCCCAAACCCCUGCAGAUCGAAGUGGUCGAACAGAAGCAGAUUCCCGAGGUGAACCCAUGUACCGACGCUCUUCGCCCUGAGGAAGAGAUCCAGGUGAAAGCCGUGGAUGACCUUCCUAAGAACGAGGACAUUCUCACAACACCCGUACUCGUGAAAUGUGAGCCCGCAGAGGAGAAUAUAAUAGCACCGCCACUGUUCCUUGGAGGAGCCGAGCAGGCCGAGGAAGGAGGAGAGGACCUCAGUGAGAACUUCACAACAUUUGGGAGGGACAGCCAGCAGUGGAUGUCCAGAUUGCAAAGUCAAAACAACACAGAGAUCAACACUUCAGAGUAUCUGUGCAGCUCCGCUCAGAGUAUGACGUCCUACCCGGGGAUGGCUCAGUUACUUCCUCCACCAGUCGAAGCUUCUUGUAGCACGUUCUCCUUUCCAAGUAAACCAUACGGGGAUCUUAACAACAGCAUGGUCUCCCAAACGCCUUACGGAUCCUCAGACGCGCUCAUGAUACCAAGUGAAGCAGGUUUGCACGGGGCGGCGGGGGCCUCGCUGAAUCCCCACCGGCAGAGAGGAAGCCGGUCCUUUCAGGUCAUCAAACCGAAGAAGUGCUUCGUCUGCUCGUACUGCGGAAAGAUCUUCGAGCGCGCCGGCCACCUCGAGAGACAUCUGCGGAUCCACACCGGGGAGAAGCCGUACGGUUGCCAUAUCUGCGGGAGGUGUUUCAAUCAGAAGAGUAGCCUGAAGGGCCACAUGAAGACGCACAGAAAUGGGGAGAACACAGACGUGCUGGAGGCAAAUCACCUGAUGUUUACAAUGCCUGAAAAUCAAUCGCUGAAGAACCUGGCAGAACCCAAGACCGGACUGGCAGCUUUAGAGGAGCAGCUGCUGGGCACCGCGUACAGCGAGGCAGUUGGUGAGCAAACAGUGAUGGUGAAGAUGGAGCCAAACAGGGAAGACUUUCACACUCUGAGUCAGGCAGGGACACAAAACGGCACAGAGCAAAGUCAUCUGUGGACAUCUGGGACCGAGAAGAGUAGCGAUACGGAACAAACCGUCUGUGUGCUGUUACGUGAUGUCAAGUAUCACCUCAGUCCUGCUCCUGGAGCUUCCAAUGAACAGCAGGGGUUCACAUCACCAAUCAGAGAUCUGCCUUUUCUAGACGACAAAGAAAAGGACGAAAUGAUGCACAUCGAUCAGUAUUCAGCCAUGUGCAUGCAAACAAGACGCUCUGACCUGACUCUUGAGCUGCAGGAUCAACAUCUGGCAGCAGAGCUGUCUGCGAACGAGUACGCAGCAGUGAGUGACAGGACUCACGAGGCUGGAGGGUUUGAGUUCAGUACGACCGCCUCAGGCAACCAUACGGAUAACGGCGGCGCGGAGGACGCCACGGGGCAAAACUGCUUCAUAUGCUCGACUUGCGGGCAAAGCUUUGAUAGUUUCAGCUUGUUUCAGAGGCACCAGUGUAAAAGUAUCACAGAGCAGUCCUUCAGCUGUGAGAUAUGUGGGGAGGUUUUUAAUCAGAUGAGCAUCCUGAAAUUGCACCUUAAGCUGCAUGUUGAAUAAAUAUUUAGCAUUUGACAAAAACAAGGAAAAAUAACAAAAACAUUAUUUUCUACAUGCAUUAACGACUGAAUACUAUCUUGUUUUUUUGCGGU